This is a messenger RNA of Cannabis sativa, 546 nucleotides long. RefSeq lists its product as uncharacterized. The coding region runs from base 94 to 546 and encodes 150 amino acids. Gene Ontology annotation, molecular function: zinc ion binding. Lineage: Eukaryota; Viridiplantae; Streptophyta; Magnoliopsida; Rosales; Cannabaceae. The record is from RefSeq and is a predicted model, not a curated record. The transcript is spliced from 2 exons.
CUAAAAGCAACCUUCAAGAAGAAUGCAAGCAAGCUGGAUAAACCAUUCUUCGUUGCAGCCAGAGCAUACACAGAGAGGAAAUUUGAAUACCAUAUGAGCGAGUUGGACAGCUUGGACAUCCGUGUAAGACCAUAUUUACAACAAGUUGGAUACCACAAAUGGUCAAGAUACCACUGCAAAAACAACAGGUAUUCAACUAUGACUUCAAACAUUGCUGAAUCUCUAAAUGCAGCAAACUUGGCAGCUAGAGAGCUACCAAUCACAACACUGAUGGAGUCAUUGAGAGCAUUGAUUCAACAAUGGACAUACACAAACAGGAAAAAAGCACAGAAAACAACAACAUUUUUAACACCUACAGCAGAAAAGAAAUUAGUCGACAACUUUGUGGAAUCAUUGACAGAAAAUGUAAAACCAAUAAACGAGACCAUGUUCGAAGUCAUUGAACUAACCAGAUCAUGGGUCAUCAACCUCAAGGAGAAAACAUGCAGUUGCAACAGAUUCCAACUUGAUGAGUUACCGUGUGCUCAUGCGCUUGUCAUGUUAUAA